AUGCUGUACCUCGUGGGCCUCGGCCUGUCAGAUGAGACCGACAUCACAGUCAAAGGUCUUGAGGUUGUGAAGAAAGCCUCGCGCGUCUACUUGGAGGCAUACACAAGCAUUUUGCUCGUGGACCAGAGCGUCCUGGAAUCCUACUAUGGUCGCUCGAUAAUAGUCGCGGACCGUGAGAUGGUCGAGUCCAACAGCGACGAGAUCCUCCGGGACGCAGCCAACGUUGACGUUGCUUUCUGUGUCGUGGGCGACCCCUUUGGCGCAACAACCCACACUGAUCUGAUCCUGCGUGCGCGCGAGCUCGGAAUUCCUGUUAGCACUAUUCCCAAUGCCUCUAUCAUGUCUGGCAUCGGCGCGACGGGUCUUCAGCUGUAUAAUUUUGGCCAGACAGUCAGCAUGGUUUUCUUCACGGAAAACUGGCGGCCGGCCAGCUUCUAUGACCGCAUCAAGGAGAACCGUGAUAUCGGACUUCACACUCUGGUGUUACUGGAUAUUAAAGUCAAGGAGCAGAGCCUGGAGAACAUGGCACGGGGGAGACUCAUUUACGAGCCGCCACGCUUCAUGACCGUCAGUCAGUGCGCGCAGCAGAUGCUUGAGAUCGAGGAGGAGAAGAAAGAAGGUGUGUAUGGCCCAGAUAGUCUGGCUAUUGGUGCUGCGCGGGUGGGUGGCAGAAGCGAGAAGUUCGUUGCUGGUACUCUGAAGGAGUUAUGCGACAGCGAUGAGGCUCUGGGCGCACCUUUGCACAGCAUGGUGCUUCUUGGCAAGAGAGCUCAUGAACUGGAGAGGGACUAUGCGAGAGAAUUCGCUGUUAACAAGCAGACUUGGGAUCAGCUGUGGGCCCAACACUACGGAAAGCAAUGA
Molecule: messenger RNA, 861 nt
Organism: Neoarthrinium moseri
Lineage: Eukaryota; Fungi; Ascomycota; Sordariomycetes; Amphisphaeriales; Apiosporaceae
Exons: 2
Coding region: 1-861 (286 amino acids)
Biological process (GO): protein histidyl modification to diphthamide
Molecular function (GO): diphthine synthase activity
Source: RefSeq, a predicted model, not a curated record